This is a messenger RNA of Phyllostomus discolor (pale spear-nosed bat), 1871 nucleotides long. RefSeq names its product psoriasis susceptibility 1 candidate 2 (gene PSORS1C2). Bases 527 to 934 code for a protein of 135 amino acids. NCBI's taxonomy places the organism in Eukaryota, Metazoa, Chordata, Mammalia, Chiroptera, Phyllostomidae. The transcript is spliced from 2 exons. The record is from RefSeq and is a predicted model, not a curated record.
AUAGGGGUGGGGGAGGCUCUGUACUAGCUGAGACUCUCUUGGUUUCAUCCCAGGUGUUGAAAGGGACCUACCCCACUCCCUGGUGUCCUGCCCCAGCCCUGUAAUUACAGUGCUUCCCCAUGCCUGGUUGCUCCCAUUUCUUGGUUUCCACUGGCUUCGAGGAAUGAAAGGUGGAAGUCCCUGUGAUUACGGAGAUGACAGGCAGGCACUGAUUGCUGCAGGAUGUGUAUGAGCAGGAUAUGAAAACAGGUGGGGCAACCAAGGUCUAGAUCAUUCAGAGCUGGGUUGGCUGGGCCCUGAGCUGGGGAAUAAAAUAAGGGACGCCAACCUCAGAGGUUACACAUCAGCUAUGGCCUUCCAAACGUGUUUGACCAGUUAGGUUCUGAUAGGAUUCUCUGUGUCACUGGGCUGGCCCCUCCCCAGAAAUUGGCUUCCUCCCCUCUUGCCUCCCCUAUAAAGCCUGUUGGGAUUCCCAGGCAGCCAGUCUCAACCCACCCCUGACUUUGGGGGCCAGGAGACAGCCAAGAUGCUCAACUGGAAGCUACUGGGGAUCCUGGUCCUUUGCCUGUACACUGGAGGCAUAUCAAGCAGUGGAGACCACCUCUCUCCGACACCCACAGAGGUUGGACAGGAGGAGGGUUCCCCAACAUUGCCUCAGGGUGCCCCAAUCCCCGGUGACCCCUGGCCAGGGGUACCCCCUAUCUUUGAGGACCCUCCACCUCCAGGCCCCAGUCGUCCCUGGAGAGACCUGCCUGAAUCUGGAGUCUGGCCACCUGAGCCUCCUAGAACUGAUCCGCCUCACACUCCUCUGCCUGAUGAUCCCUGGCCAGCAGGAUCCCAGCCUCCAGAAAACCCCUGGCCACCUGCCCCUGAAAUGGACCAUAGGCCUCAGGAGGAGCCAGACCUUGAUCCACCCCGGGAAGAGUACAGAUAACCAGAUCCCCCGAGAAGCCACCCAAGCCCGUGUCUACCCUCUGAUUCCCCUGAUUUCUCCCUGUCUUCAUUCCCUCAAUUGUAUUCUGAACACCAAAGGUGCACUCUCAAUAUUUUCUAUCCCCUUCUGAGAUCCAUACUUGGUCCCCACAUUUCCCUUUGUUUUUUCUCUGACAGCACAAACAUACAUUCUAACCUUGGUUCAGUCAUCUCAUCUCCACCUCCUCUUCCACCCUGGGGCUCCUGGGACCUGCCGCCCCCACCCCCUCCCCACCCCCGCCUCACCCCUCUGUGUUCUCUGCUGCCACCUGGUGGUCUACUGCUGGGAACCUUCUGGAGACGAUGGUGCUUCCAUGAAAUGAACAAAAAAACCCCAUGUUUUCUAGGCUGCUUCUUGCCGGUGAUUAGGUCCCUCCUCAUAGUCACACACCUACAGAGAUGUGGAUGUAAUCUGAGUUCUGGCUUACCAGUAUGCAUCAGGAUGUGGAGCUCAGUUGCAGGGGGGUUAGAAAUGAAACUCAGCGUUUCAAGGGCGUUCAGACCCACAUUUACAGAUUUCUGGACCCUAAUUUUGAAGAAUGAGAAGUCAAGUUAAGUCUCUAUUCAAUAUCUCAUCCUUUUUGCGUACCCCUGGUGAGAAAUGGAAACAUUCCCAGGAGCAUGUGCACAGGACUAAGUUUUAAGGGGAUCAAUUAUCAUAAAUAUAUGUUCCUGUUUUCUAAAAUAAAUCUGUCGGAGAACUUGUUCUUCAUACCUACCUCCAGUCACAAAUCGCCCUUCUACAAGACAGAGAAAGUCUGAGCUCUCUCACCCAUCCAGAACCUCACCAGAGAGCUCUUCCCGGAGCCACCAAACUGAAGUUUACGGGAAUAGAAAUCAGCUUUUGCCAACUCAAUGAGAGAUGCAUUUUAAAUAAAAGUUUGUUCUAUUUAACCACA